Messenger RNA from Ahaetulla prasina, 13205 nucleotides. RefSeq names its product short chain dehydrogenase/reductase family 16C member 5 (gene SDR16C5). The record is from RefSeq and is a predicted model, not a curated record. NCBI's taxonomy places the organism in Eukaryota, Metazoa, Chordata, Lepidosauria, Squamata, Colubridae. The transcript has 7 exons. Gene Ontology annotation, cellular component: lipid droplet. The coding region runs from base 4135 to 5100 and encodes 321 amino acids. Gene Ontology annotation, molecular function: oxidoreductase activity, acting on the CH-OH group of donors, NAD or NADP as acceptor.
AAGUUUUAAUUUACUAAAUUGGAUUUAGGACAGCAUUUUCAGAACCUAGCAAAAAUAUUUUUCUGAGAUAAACAUUCAGGAUAUAAUAACUCUCAUGCUUUUCUGACAAGCUUUGAUUUUUAUUCUCUUCUCUAGCUUCUAAAUUACAAGCUACAAAGCCAUCAUUUGGAUUUUUGUAGCUUAAUAGGAAGAAAGGCUAUAUCAUGAUCUAUUCAAGUAACAUGAAUAUAGAAUUUGUACUCAUUUAAUAGAAAAUGCUAUGCUAUGCUCACAGAUGUGCACAAUUCAGCUAAUAAUAAGUAUUGGUCACAAAUGGUGAAUGUCUUGAGUUAUUUCUUGAUUUACAAAGACUUAAAAAUGUGAAAUUGUAAUAGAUGCAGAAAACUGAUAAUACAGGUAAAAAUACAUAAAUAAAUUCAGAGCUUUUUUGUAGGUCCUAUGCUGUUUAACAUAUUUAUAAAUGAUUUGAAUGUGGGUUUUGAAAUUGUGCUUUGAUAUUAUAACACAAAGAUAGGGGAAGGGCUAAUAUUUUAGGGAAUAGUAGUUGAUGCGCCCAUUAGAUGAAUACAUAUCUGGGUGAACAAUUAUAUCAAUGAAUAUACAUCAGAGGAUAUAGUAGAAAUAUAGAUCCAGUUUGGUCUAUAGUUAAGGCACUAGGAUAAAAGCAAGAGACUGUUCUAGUCCCACUUAGGCAUGAAAGACAGUCAAGUGACUUUGGGCAAGUCACUUUCUCUCUCACUAACUUAUUUCACAGGGUUAUUGCUAUCGGGAAAACAGAAGUGUGUGUUCGCUGCCUUGAGUUAUUUAGAAGAAUAAUAGACAGGAUAUAAAUAAAUAGUGCUCUUUUCCUAGCCCUCAGUUAUUCAACAUACUUAUAAAUGGCUUAGAAAAAAUUUUAGAAAAUAUUAUCAAAUUUUCAAGUGAUAUAAAAAUAGCAAGGCACAACAAAUGCCAGAGAGAAAAGUCUUAAGGCACAGAAGGAUCCUGACAAAGUUGAACAUUAGGCAAAAUUCAUUAAGAUGAAUUUCAACAUACAGAAAUGCUGACUACUGUGAAAAUGGAUCACAAUCUAAACAUGUGCAAAUAGGAUGUUGAAGUAAUUUUUUUAAAAAAGCAAAUACAGUCCUAGGCUACAUAAACAGAUGUACAACAUCAAGGUCAAGAUAGCACAUUAUUCUUCUCAAUUCUACACUGAUCAAACAGCAACCAAAAUAUUGUGCCCGGCUCUGGGCACAUUUUAGAAAGGACAUUGACAAAGUGGAGUUUGUCCAAGGAAAAAGCAAACUGGACAAGGGGCCUGGAAGGAAAAUCUUAUGAGAAACAAUUUUAAUUAUGAGUGGUGGGGAGUCUUAUUUCUCCUUGUUGGUUCUGCUGGAAACUGCCCUCUCACAAGGCUGGCGCCAAGCUAAAUACAGGCCAACCAAUGUCGGGCUUGAGCAACAAGCUUGUCAGUAAAUUUUUAUCACAACCAAUGGAUCAACAGUUUGAUUCCAGUUGCUCUAUUGGUCACAUGAAAUGACAUUUGUUAGUCCCAAAAGCAGACUCUGCACAUGGGAAAUGCUAGGAUAAAGAAGAACAGUUCAAGUCACUGAAUGAUUGGGAAAAAGACUGCAGAAAUAUAUAAUAAUUAUCUUCAAAUAUCUCCAAGGCUCUGAUGUAGGAGCCAGGGCAGAAUAGUUCAGAACUAUUCAAAAUCAGGACAAGAAACAGGGAGUUUACAGAAAUAUUUCAAUUAGCCAUCAGAAAAAAACACCCCAAAGAUAAGAACUUUUCAAUAAUAUAAAAUAAUGCAUCAGAAAGAGAUAGACUCUCUUUCACUAGGGGUAUUUAAACAGGAUGAAUGGCCAUCAGUUGGGAAUAGUACAAUAGUUAAACCUUGUAAAUUGGACAGAGUUGGACAAGAUUUUAACCUUUAUGUUAUUACAUUAUAUUUAUAUUAUAACAUUAUUUAUAACAUUAUAACCAAUGUUCUAACCUUUAUAUUAUAUAAAGUGAAUAGUAUUAGAUAUAAGAAUUUACAUGAGCAAUAUGUCUUAACUCUCUAGAAAUACUACUCUAUGUUCCGUAACUGUCUAAUGGAUAUAUAGGUAUAUCACAAUGUAUGUAUUAUUGUCGCAUGCAUGUAUUAUUGUUAUAUACAUAGAAAGUUGCCUACUAAAGAAGUCAAGCCUUGAGUAUUGUGUUUGUGUGUCAAUGUCAGCUCCAUGUUUUGAGUCCUAAACCCUUUCCUCUUGCCAUUUCAAAUAAAUAACUUUUAGGCAUUCUUUUUUUGGCCAUCAGAAUUUGAAAUAUUUGUUUCAUGUUUUCAUAAUAAUUAUUUCUGGCUUUGCUAGUUCUCAGCCUUUACAACAGAUUAACUACCUGUACUUGAUUUGGCCUUUGGAUAGCAGGCAGAUGCUCAGGAUUAUUGAUUGCAUUUUUCUUGUAAUAUCGAAAAAGUACUGAAUGGAAAUUUGUCUAAGAUAUAUGCGUGACUGUCAUCCACAUUUUAAUAAUGGUUUCUCCUUUUAACUUCCCCAAAGAGAGGGGACUGUCCUUCCCAAGAGAGUUGUUUAAGUUUCCUUCCCUAAAACCUUUUUACUCAUCUUCCAAGAUGCUACCCUGCUUUAACUAUGCAGCUUUUUGCAGAGAUGCUUAACAUUUAUCAGUUAUAAAGCUUAUUGUUUUAUAUUUAGUGCACUAGAAAAAAAUGAUGUGGAAGGUAUGCUAAAACAAAUAUUAUAUAGCAUACAGCAAUAAGUAGCUUUCUGGUGCUUGGAGAAAACAAUACUUCUAUUUCACAAGCUCCAAGAAGAAAUUGCACAAGUGAUUAGAUUAUGUAAAUAGUAUUAUUCUGCCAUGGCAAUAAUGUCAAGCUCACUGAAAAUAAAAUGAAACUUCACAUUUUGACAGUUCCACCUUCUCUAAUCUUUUGGUAUAAUUUGGCUUAACUGUUGAGUUGCAUCAGCUAAAAUCAAUCUUCAUCUUUGCUAACACACACACACACACACAUCUUCAGGACUUACACCACUUGACUUUUUUUGAAAUUCAUUCUGCAUUUUCACUAACGUCAUCACAUGGCACAUAAUUCGGUUUAAUAAUUCAAGUUUGAGAAGAAUUUAAUUAGGCUAAUUGAAUUCCAAAUGAUCAUAAACUGCUUGGUUGUAUCGCUGUUAUAAUGAGGUAAAUUUUUAAACCUCAUGCUUUCAAAAAAAAAAAAAUUAUUUGCAUUUAUAUCCCGCCCUUCUCCGAAGACUCAGGGCGGCUUACACUAUGUCAAGCAGUAUUUUGGGGGUAGGAUAGUGGGGAUUAGUUUCACGAGCUAAACUUUUAGUCUGAAUCUGUUUCCCUGACCACACUCCUCUUUCUCAUUGCCUAUGCUUAGCGUAUCUUUUCUGUUUCCCGAGACGACCGUCCUUCCUCCACCGGACCUCGCGCCUAACAAUGAGAAAGUGCCAAGAGGCGGCUGCUCCGAGUAAACCACCUCAAGCACGUUCACCUGAUCGACGCAGAAUGUUCCGGUUUCAAGUGAAGAGUUAUUAAGCCCUGGCUCACUUAAGAUCGGAAAGAACAAAUAAUUACUGUGCCCAAAGUUGGCAGGGAUCCAAUUGCAACAGGGAUACUUCUAGCUUUCAGCUGUGCCAGGCGGAACGAGAGGCACAAGUGGUGCCGAGCAUUUCCUCCCACCCCUUUAAGGGAUGCUUAAGUGGCUUAACGCCACCCACCGCGCUGCCAAGGAGCUGCUCGGUUUUCUAGUUUCCCUCCCGCCCUCUCGGCAACGAAGUUGAGAUAACUGGGCUGAGCGGUGGAGGGGGUGGAAGGGAAUUUCCCGUCUCCUGUGGAGAACCCACCCGUCAGUCAACUUCUCCUUUUCACUGUAUUGGCUGAACAAUGGGGAAGGUAAACUCGAUCCUGGAACUGCAGAAUUAGGCUACAAUUAGACUAAGCAGUCGUCCGCACGUAGAGCAGGUGAUAGGACCGCCUUUGGGGUGGAUGGGCGUGUCUUCUUCUGGACCGCCAUCUAGAGAAUCAUCGCCGGCGUUACUGCUUCGUGGCGGCCUUCUUGUUCUCAGUAAGGACGUAAUUUUUCCUCUUCAGCAAAGUCUCGAGCCGGGAGGAGUAAACAGCUGAGUAAUCUGAAACGUGGUCUCCAAAAUGAAUUUCUUCCUGGAAACGCUGACAACCAUUUUGCUGUGUAUAUAUUAUCUGAUGGAGUUUUUCUUAUCAUUUAUCUAUGCACGGAAGAAAAAUAUUGCUGGUGAAAUAGUGCUUAUAACUGGAGCUGGAAGUGGAAUGGGAAGGCUGAUGGCUUUAAAAUUUGCUCGACUUGGAGCUACUUUAGUUCUUUGGGAUAUUAAUCUGGAAGGAAUCAAAGAAACAGCUAGAUUAGCACGUAAUAUUGGGGCAAUGAGAGUACAUGACUACAUUUGUGACUGCAGCAAAAGGCAAGAAGUCUAUCAAGUGGCAAGCCAGGUGAAAAAGGAAGUUGGUGAUGUUGGUAUCCUGAUUAAUAAUGCUGGCAUCAUAACAGGAAAGAUGUUUUUAGAUACCCCAGAUAUGCUUCUAGAGAAGAGUAUUCAAGUGAACACAAUGGCACACUUUUGGACUGUCAAAGCAUUUGUUCCAGCCAUGGUAGCUUCUAAUCAUGGCCAUGUGGUGACUAUUUCAAGUGCAGCUGGUUGUUAUGGUGUCAACAAAAUGACAGAUUACUGUACAAGUAAAUUUGCAGUUCUAGGUUUUGCUGAAUCUCUAGCUUUAGAGAUGUUGGCAAUGAAAAAGACUGGUGUUAAAUCUACAAUUGUCUGUCCAUAUCUAGUGAACACUGGAAUGUUUGAAGGCUGUGAAACAAAGUGGUCUCACUUGCUGCCCAUUAUAGAUCCAGAAUAUGCUGUUGAAAGAAUUGUGUCUGGGAUACUCCGAAAUGAACGAUAUAUCUUUAUACCACGAAGUCUACGAUUGUUUAACAUAGUAAAAAGCAUUGUUCCUGCAAAAACGGUUGAUAUCCUUUAUGACUAUUUUGGAAUUUUAAAAGUUAUGAAUAGAUUCAAAGGUCGGACAGAGAAGAUGGAUAAUUACAAACAUCAGACAAAAUCAAUAAAACCUCCAGGUUCCCUUGACUAAUUAUAAAUUGAGAAGCCAAUAUAUAGAACUUCCAAUUUCAUUAUAUUCUUGCAAAGGGUACACUUAAAACAACAAAUCUGGAAUGGCUUACUAGCAACAAGUUAAAUACUGGGAACAGGGUAUGAAUAAUUUUAACUAUAGCUGUUUUUACAAUUACCGAAAUAUAAACCUAAUGGUGAUUCUUUAUUUUAAUGAAAUUACUUAAUUAUAGGGAACAAAUUACUUUUUGGUGGACUGUUAGCAAAACAAGGAAAAUAGUAAACUAAUAAACUAAUGAUAUAUAAGGUGAAGGUGCUCAAACCUAGUUUAGUCUAACUAUUUUGAGCAGGAGAUUGUGGUUAUUCACUUUAGAUAAGAGAAAGAGGUUCCUGUGACUUCUCCCAAAAUGCCCAAAUAUUAUUUCAUAGUUAUGUUCUGUAUUCUAACCCAGACUGACUACAACCCAUGACAACAUUGUAUCUGCUAACUUGGCAUUUUAGAUACAAAAUGAAGAGGCUUGCAGCACCAGCAAUAUUUUUGAGUUCAAUUAUUGCUCAGAUUUUUCACAACCAAGAAUAUUUAGACCUAUGCUUGGAUAUAAGAAUUACAGGCCUUUUAUCUAAUUAAAUUAUCUAUUUUAAAAUAGUUACUAAAAACAGUAUUUUUUAUAUUAGCAAAUUUUAAAUUGUAUAAUGUAGCAGUCUGCAAUCAACAUUUUCUUUACUAACACUCUGCACUUCAAUGUUAAUUUGAUGUUAAAACUCUUUCUGUUGGGAAUCAGUUUAUGAACGUUUUGAUUCACUGCUCUUGCAAAUGUUUCUUAAUAUGCUUUCUUUCAUUAAACUGUUGUUUAUAAUUAUUAAAAUUAUAUUAUAGGAUCCAUCCUGAUGCAAAUGCUUCACAUGAAAAUUACUGCACCUGUUCUUGUGAAAUAUAAAAUGCUUUGUCUUAUACCUCUAAUUUUAUUUCAUCCCAGUGAAAAAUGGAAGUGGGUACCAUAGUUUUGUUUUUACUAUUCCAGAUUAUGUAUGAGAGAUCAGGUCAGUUGGGUCAACUGAUUAACUUCAAAUCUAUGAAGUACAUAGGGCAGAGUCUAGUUGAAAAAUGCAAAGAAAAAACAAAAAAAACCCACCCUACCAUCACCACAUCCAAAUGUUUAAAUUGUCAUAGAUAUAACAGUGAAUUACACUCCCAUACGUCUGUUUAUUGUUUUAUACAUCUUUGAACUAAUCCGCGAUAAAAGUUUUAUCUUGAGUGUUUGAGAAUUCUGUGAAACUCUAAACGUAGCAGCCUUGUUAAGGUUAGGGCUGGAUUCAUAGGCCUGAAACCUCAGAAGAAUAGAGGUUCUUUUUCUGAAUUCUGCUUCUGAUCUGGAAAAGGAUCAGGUAAUCUCCAGAGAUUAGGCCUCCAGCUCACUACAUAUUACACUACAUACUACAUACAGAACAUAUAUAAUCUCUUUCAUUUAAUCAGUAACUUUAGAUACCUUAGCUCAGGGGUAUCAAACUCUGGUUGUCAUGUGACGUAUCGUGACUUUUUCCCCCCUUCGCUAAACCGGGCAUGGGUUUGGCCAGCACAUGACGCAUCCAUAAGUUUGACAUCUCUGCCUUAGCUGGUAAAGUUAUUAUCUCAUAUAAGUAAGUAGUAAAAUGACCAUCACAUGAUCAAUUUAUGCCAAGGAACCAGUAAAGGCUUACAUUUAAAUCUGAAAUUCUGCUUACAAUAAUUGUAUUCUUUAGCUAUUACUGUUGAAAUCAUUCCUCCAAAUUAUUUAGCAAGCAUAGUGCUUCCAUUGUGUUUCUGUUCUCUCAAUAAGACUGAAAUGGUGAAAGGCAGCUUCACUCUGUCUUGAUGUAUAGAUAAACAGUACAAAAGUAGCUUAAAACAAAGAUAAAACAUGCUUUCUCUUACAAAUAAUACCUUAAUUCAUACAUUGGUCUCAUUUAUUAUGAAGAAAUGCAAUAACAUACAAGAUCUGACAACUCUGUAUGUGUUCUAAGAGUUAAAGACAUAAUUAACUGCACUUCAUAGAUGUCUAUCUUCAACUUUAAUGAUGCUUGGCAGAUAACAUGGUUAAAAACUACAAAAACCCAAACAGGAUCAAUAAAAUAUAUAGUGGCUGACCAGGACAACUGCCAAAACCAUGAUAUUGAUUUCACAAAUCUAUCAGCCUCAUCACCCACGGGCUAAAGAAAACAAUCAUGUUUUAAAGUUUUAUGGAAAUCCAGAAAAGUCAGGCCAGCUGGAUCUCCUGAAGUAUGGUGUUCUGAGAGGCAAGGGCUAUUAACAGAAGGGGGGAAAAAUAUUUCCCUGGUUGUAUUAGUUGACAUUUCGUAAUAUUCCAGCCCCAUGUCACAAAAGGCUUUAGAGGUGACUGUCAGGACUUUUUAAAUACUACUAAGCCCAGUUAGAACCAGUGCAGUUUACACAGCAAAUAUAAUAUUGAUAUAAAGUGGUACGCUCAAAACUGUCUGUGACUGCAUUAUUGAACAGCUGAAAUUUUCAGAUGUUUUUUCAAGACAACCCAGUUAGAUCACAUUGCAGUAAUUACACAGUAGGGGAAUAUGAGCAAUACUACCCAAUUUAGGAAAGGGUGUAAUUGGUGCACAAGUUGUAACUGUAAAACUCUUUGGCCACAGAUGCCACACAUACUUUAGGCAAAAACAUGAGGUCAUAAGACUUCCCAAGUAACACAUUGGUUCAGUUUGGGUACUGCCAUGCCAUCAAGAACUAAAGAUGGCCAAUUGUAAUUUUAUUACAGAGUUACAGAAACAGAGUAUUGCAAGUCUAAAUGUGCCGCCUCCUCCCUGUCUUUAUUCUAAAGAAAACUAGGAAGGAUCAAGUCUGAAAUGUUUUCUCAAAUUAUAUGCUUUUGACUCAGAUUUCAUUCAUCUGACCUUUGUCUUGGCUGCAACGCUUUCUCCUGUUCCUCAAGGUUAUUCUCCCAUUACAUCCUCUACAGCUUCCAGACAUGAAGGACUUAAAAAGCAUCACUUGGUUGUCUUUGGGCAGAGAUCAUUAGUAUCAUAAACAUACUGAAAAUGUUUCAAUCCAUGCUGGCAGAUAACCAGCAGCUUCACCUAUAUGUUAAUAAAACAAAAACAAAAACAGGAAGAACCAUUACAGUAAUCCAGAACACAAAAUAAAACAGACCACCUAUAGACCCAUUUUUCAAAAAAAUGGAUGCCCACAUAACUUUAUCCAAAAAUGCCUGACCACUCAACCCACUAUAGCACAACUAACAUAAAGUCUGAAAAAGAUGAGACUACCACACAUCAAAAACAUCUUACAAUCAACACUGUUUUAACAAUAUGGCAUCAUAGCAGCACACAAACCAACUAAAAUCCUUCAAAACAUCUUAAAUAAACCAAGACACAAUAGCCCAGAAGACAAAAUCAUCUACAAUAUACAAUGUAAAGAUUGCAACAGCCACUAUGUAGGACAGACAGACUACCAGAGUGCAUCCAUGAACUAGAACUCAAAAGACAUAAUGAAAACUCCUUAAUCUUAUAACAUGCAGACAGAUGCAAGCAUACUUUUCACUGGGAAACUGAGCAACUAAACCAAGCUAAACCGAAAACACUAGGGAAUUCCUGAAGGCUUGGCAUUAAAAUAGAUCAGCCACCAAUUGAUACAUAAAAAUAAACCAUAUUUACACACUACGCAAAAGAGAAUAAAAAAACUAAACAAAAAGAAUAACACACCUUGUCCAACAGCCAACACUGAAAUAAGAUCAGGCAAAUAAUUAAGCAGAAAACAACACCAUAAUCAAGGAACUAUCAAGGAGAAAACUUCACCCACACCAACACUGGCAGGAAAGCUACUGUACAUAAACAGGCAGCAAACCCUACAGUUAUACUGAUGACAUUACUUAAUUGGGCAAUGAAACAUCUGCAAGCAAACCACUAAGCUGAGAGAGACCACAAUGUUAACCAGUUUGGCAUUUAAUGAGAAUUUACUAAGAUUCUGGGUUAAUGAAAUAUAUUCUUUGUCCUUAAAUCAGUAGAUGAAAUUUAUAAUGGGCUAGAUAGACCUGCCAACAAAUGAAGACUUUAUCCAGACUGAGAACAUAGACUUGACUAUAUGACUUUAGGUUGCAAAAGAAUUUAGUUAUUUGCAGAUUCAGCCGAGAAAGGCGUAAUGGUUACGAUGUUACUCCAGAACAGGGGUGUCAAACUUACAUCAUCAUGGCGGCAUCACAUCAUUUAUCAGAACUUUUUUCCCCUUUGCUAAACCGGGCAUGGCCAUGACCAGCAUGUGACGCAUCCGGCCCAUGGACCAGGAGUUUGACAGUCCUGCUCUAGAACAAGAGAUGUAGAUUCAAGUCUAUUCUCAGCUGUGGAAUAUCAUUAGGUAACUUAGUUGAUUUGCUACAGGGAAGCACAUUAAUAAAAUAAAUAAGAUUUAUUUAGCAGCAAUAUUUCUGCUACUUAUUUUUAAAAAUUAUAUUUUGCAAUAUUUUCCCCUGAAAUGACACUGUAAAUGUGACUGGCCCACGGGAGGUAGUGGAAUUAUUGACAUUUUUAAGUUUCUCUAGUUUACUAAAUGAAUGUUACUACUACCACUACUAUUAAAGAACAAAAAUCUAAACUCUUUUAAUGAGAAGCAUGUGAUUAGCAAUAAAAGGAAGUAUUAUUCCAGCUUCAGAAACCAGGAAAUGAUGGAAGAAUGAAAAUAAAGUAUAUAUUCAUAAGUCUAAUAAUAUAUUUCUUAUAUUCUAAAUUGUUUUUAAUCUUUAAGAUUUACUUCCAAAACUUGCUAGUAAUUAGGAGCUACUGAGACUUAUUUUAUUAAACAAAUUUAUAUAGCUGCCCAACUCACAGUGACUCGGGAUUAUGUAAAUUAAAAAGCCAGAGUUUGAUACACAUCCUCACCUGCGAAUAAUUUUCAAUAAAUUUAGAAUAAUUAACCUCAAUGUACAAUGUAGAAGUGUAACUUCAAGACUAAAGGCUUGAGAAAUAAAUUAUAUAUUUUAAUGUAUACUACACAAUUAAAUAGAAAAAUACAACAGCCGUUACCUUUUCAGAUCUUUCUCUACAACAAACUGUUGUCUGUCAGGAUAGUCAUCAACUCAAGUAAAAAAUACUGUCUUCUGUUAAGCUCAAUUCCAGAAAACCCAUGCAGUUUUCUUGGCAAAAAUAUAGAAGUGGCCACUCUUGGAGAGGGUAGUGUUCUAUUCUAUUUUUCCUACCAAUCUAGAUUCUACAGUCCAUGUAUUCCAUAGAGACCUUCCAUCAAUAUUAACCAAGCCUGAUCCUAUUUAGCAUCUAAGUUCAGAAAUAUUACCUAGUUGUUAAACAGGCAUCAAAGCAACUUGAGUUGCAGUAAACUUUAUAAAUGCUUUUUAAUUUAGUAAUUUAAACAUCAACAAUGCUGUGGGCAUGCCUUACUAUUUUCCCCAAUGAAUUACAUAUAUCAAUAUAACACUGUCAUAUUUCUAAUAGCAUGUAAAAUUACCUUAAUUAUCUAGGGGACAAAUAUAUUUACCAAUAACAAUUUAUUCUAGAAAAAAGCCAUGUUUUUGUACAUGAAAAAUUCCAAAUUCUUCCUUUUCUUGUAUUUAUUUAUUUAUUUAUUUAUUCAUUUAUUUAUUUAUUUAUUUAUUUAUUUAUUCACACUUUUAUACCGCCCUAUCUCCCCAGGGACUCAGGGGGUUUACAGCCAUAUAAAACACAUAUAUAUACAGAAUAAAACACCAAUUUAAAAAACUUAUUACAUAAGGCCGAAUAUUUAAAAUAAGAAUAUAAAUAAUAAUGUAUAUUCCUGCGCAAAUAAAUAGAUGUGUCUUAAGCUCGCGGCGGAAGGUUCGAAGGUCAGGAAGUUGGCGAAGUCCUGGGGGAAGCUCGUUCCAGAGGGUGGGGCCCCCCACAGAAAAGGCCCUUCCCCUGGGUGUCGCCAGUCGGCACUGCCUGGCCGACGGCACCCUAAGGAGUCCCUCUCUGUGAGAGCGCACGGGUCGGUGAGAGGCAAUCGGUGGCAGCAGACGGUUCCGUAAGUAGCCCGGCCCUAUGCCAUGGAGCGCUUUGAAGAUCAUUACCAAAACCUUGAAGCGCACCCGGAAGGCCACAGGCAGCCAGUGCAGUCUGCGCAGGAGAGGUGUUACGUGGGAGCCACGAGAGGCUCCCUCUAUCACCCGCGCAGCCACAUUCUGAACUACCUGGAGUCUCCGGGUGCUCCUCAAGGGAAGCCCCAUGUAGAGAACAUUGCAGUAAUCCAGACAGGAUGUCACGAGAGCAUGAGUGACCGUGCAUAGGGCAUCCCGGUCUAGAAAGGGGCGCAACUGGCGAACCAGGCGAACCUGGUAAAAAGCUCUCCUGGAGACGGCCGUCAAAUGGUCUUCAAAAGACAGCCGUCCAUCCAGGAGGACGCCCAAGUUGCGCACCCUCUCCAUUGAGGCCAAUGACUCGCCCCCAACAGUCAGCUGCAGUAUGAUCAUGAACAGGAAAAUAAUAUAAUUAAUAAUAUAAUUAUAUUAGUAACAUAUUAAUAUAAUAUAAUUAAUAUAAUAAUUGUGUCAUAAAAUCUAAAUUCCCUACUCAUGCAGAAAUUCAAAUUACAGCAUUUCAAAUAGAACUGUCUAGUUUGUUUCUAUAUCUAAAUUAAGAGGUGCCUAUCAGCUCUUUAGUUAGUUGAUUCAAAUGCAUUAUUUUCCAACAUUCAGUCAGUUUUUGCUUUUUGUAUCUUAAAACCAUUUCACGGAGGCCUAUAUCUUGUAAUAUAGUAUUAUAGAGAACAAAUCUUGAUCUUUUUGUAAAUGACAUCCUCAGGUUUUUGAAAAAUCCCAUAUCUUCCUAUCUGUAAUCUUAACACUGCAUAUAUCCAGUAUAUUCACGGAACUAAAAAGAACCAUUUCAUCCACCAGACCUGAACAAAUACAGUCUUGCGAGUGAAGGAUAUCAUAAAAAACUAUUGAACUAUUUAUGAAUAUUGGUAGAUUCUGAAAAAUCACCAAUGGAGUAUUUUAAAAGAUCAAGCCAACCAACAGCUUCACAUCAAUACUGGAUUUGCAGACAUUCUAGGAAUAGUUGACAACUUGUCCUCCCUCUAGUCACUUUUCAUCCUUAAUUCUCUGUUAUACAAUUCUAUAUAAUGCCAUUUUGAAAAAUUGAAGAUUCAACAGUUGCACAGGGGCAGAAAACAUAAACAUAAAAUCCAAACUUCUGUGAUGACACAUGACACAUUCGUUGAGUUCAGGAUUAAGUUACAGUAACAAACAAUUGUUUAUUUAAUAAUUGUACUAAAUAUGGGAAGUUUCAAUACUGUCUGAAAUGUUGCUGUCAAUUUUUCACAUUCUAAUUUCAGUUUAGCUGCCUAGUAAAUAAUGCAGAAUUGUUUAUAAUCAGCAUCAAAACGUUUUUUUAAAAAACCGUAAGAAUUAUAUGUAGAACUGCUCACACUUAAAACACACUAGUUUCAACAUGAUUGCAAUACUGAGUAAAGUAAGAAUGAAAACAUCAACUGAAAUAAGUCACAAGAUCAAACCUGCUGUAACAUCCCUCCCUCUAAAAUAAUUAAAAAUGGUUCAGAUACAAAGGUUCAUACAGAAGGAUAUGUAUAACUCUAUUCAUUUUAAUUAUUUGUGUAACUCUGACAGUUUUGUAAUUUGAUUUAACUCUUCUAUACAACAUACCCUUUAACAAAUAGCUGCCAAGUACUUUCUAGCUCACCUGGCUGUUCUUUGCAGAACACUUUCCGCAUAAUGUUCAAAUUAUAUCCUAUAAGCAAGAGAUGAACAGGAGAAUUUAACCAGCAAGUUGAAAAGUUUCUCAAGAACUUUACAAGCAUAUCAAAAUACAUUUAAGUACUACUCAGUUGAACAUUUUUUAUUUAAAAAUAAAUAAAUUAUUAAAAUUUUAUUAAAAAUAUUAAAAAUUAAAAAUAAAGGCAAAUAUGUUCAUAAUUAAUAUUUUGAGAGAACAAAAAUAUUGCCAAAAUUAAUGUAUUUAGUGACCUAUUUUUAAAGGUCUCAUGCAAUAGAUACAAAAACAAUAUGAAUGCUGUGAUAGCCUGACACUAAAUAUAAUGCUUCAUAUUAAUUCAGUGAUUCUUGAGUCCAUCUAUACUGAAAUUUAUAUAUAAAUUACAAGUUGAUGUCUGCUGGACAUGUUGAAAGUGUCCACUUUUCC